This is a messenger RNA of Magnolia sinica, 1107 nucleotides long. Its product is annotated as GEM-like protein 5. The record is from RefSeq and is a predicted model, not a curated record. The transcript has 3 exons. Bases 135 to 911 code for a protein of 258 amino acids. NCBI's taxonomy places the organism in Eukaryota, Viridiplantae, Streptophyta, Magnoliopsida, Magnoliales, Magnoliaceae.
AUGGCAUAUUUCAAUAGCUAAAACACUCCCAGCACAGGCAAUCUCGUACCGUUGUAGUAGUUUCAGGUAUUUUCUUAGUUAUCAACACCCACAAUCUUCUUCGGUUGUAGUAGUUUUGUGUAUUCGAUAGAGCCAUGAAUACCAAAGGAGAAGAAAAGCAGCCACUUCAACAACCAGCAGGAGAAUCAUCACCAUCUGAGAAGUGGGGCACUAAGUACAUGGGCCCACCUGCUCCACCAUCAGCCCACCCCCUCAACCAGCAAGCAGCCACGUGGACAGCAUGGGACGAGCACCAUCCGUACGUGCUGAGUCACAUCGAAGGGGAAAAGCCCAGCAACAAUCCGUUGGAGUCGGUUCUGCACACCUUCAAUGAAUGGGGCAAGAAGGCAGAGACCAUGGCCUCCAACAUCUGGCAGCACCUUAAAAUGGGUCCAUCUGUAUCCGAGACUGCAUGGGGGAAGCUGAGCUUGACAGCAAAAGCAAUAACUGAAGGCGGGUUCGAGUCUCUUUAUAAGCAGACCUUCCCGACGGAACCCGACGAGAAGCUCAAGAAGACAUUUGCAUGUUACCUAGCUACAACCACCGGCCCAGUCGCCGGGACCCUCUACCUAUCGAACAUCAACAUUUCCUUCUGCAGCGAUCGGCCGCUCACCUUCACUGCUCCAUCUGGCCAGCAGGCUUGGUGCUACUACAAGGUACUUGUACCAUUGGCGAGGAUCGACUCAAUCAAUCCAGUGAUCAUGAAAGAGAAUCCAUCAGAAAAGUACAUCCAGAUCAGUACGAUCGACGGUCACGAUUUUUGGUUCAUGGGUUUUGUGAACUAUGAGAAAGCUUGCACACAUCUCUCAGGGGCGUUGUCCGAUUUCGUGGCAUCGGUAAAGAGAACCGAGCCACCCGUUUCCUACCCGUAGUUUGUUAUAUCACUCUUUCACAGGAGAGAUUUUCUUUCUUUCACCUACUGUUUUUUGUUAAAUCACUCUUCGCAUGAUCUCUCUCUCUCUCUCUCUCUCUCUCUCUCUCUCUCCUGUAUAUCUUUGUGUUACUAAGAAUUACAAUUUAAUAAUAUAUGUAUAAAAUUUCAUCUUUUGGCGUGAAAUUUUGGAUGUA